Microthlaspi erraticum is the source of this 267-nucleotide messenger RNA. NCBI's taxonomy places the organism in Eukaryota, Viridiplantae, Streptophyta, Magnoliopsida, Brassicales, Brassicaceae. The record is from the annotation of a GenBank genome assembly.
AUGCUAGAUGUGUCAAAGUUUGGGUCUUUUAUUGUCGAAUUUAGCUGGGACAUUCCUGAAAAGAAAAAGCUUGAAGAGGAUAGUAGCACUGAUCCUUCUCUUAAUGCUUCUCAACGCUUCAAGCUCGACUUACCUCGUUGCUGCGAGAAAUCUGUUGAAACGAAGAAGAAUCUAUCGCCUGAUGUUAAAGUCCAGAGCUCUCUGAAGCAAGAGAUUCAAGAGCUUGAGAAAGAUUACAAAACCAGUUUGAUGUUCGUGGCUCUCUAG